Messenger RNA from Mirounga angustirostris (Northern elephant seal), 3457 nucleotides. It is a transcript of the gene NUFIP1, whose product is annotated as nuclear FMR1 interacting protein 1. The transcript has 10 exons. NCBI's taxonomy places the organism in Eukaryota, Metazoa, Chordata, Mammalia, Carnivora, Phocidae. The coding region runs from base 146 to 1612 and encodes 488 amino acids. Gene Ontology annotation, biological process: box C/D snoRNP assembly. The record is from RefSeq and is a predicted model, not a curated record. Gene Ontology annotation, cellular component: nucleus.
UCCGUCGCAAACGCAGGAGGUUUUUCCGGCCCCUACCAAUGACGUAGAAGCCCCUGGUUGGCAGAGUCGGGUAAUCGCGAGAACGGAAGUGACGCCUAAGGCUUGUUCCACGUUCGCACGCUAGGUUCCCUACCUGGCGGGAGGCAUGGCUGAGCAGGCUAGUGGUUUCGUGACUUCGGCGAGGUGGUUUCCAGCGUCCGAACGGACCCCCACGGUGGGGCCUCUGAGCGACACUGCCGCGCCGCGGGACAACUGGAUGCUCUGGGCAAUGCUGCCGCCGCCACCACCACCGCCUUCGUCGUCGCCUCCCGUAGCAGGGUCACAGCCUUCCUCAGAGGAGCAGCCCCCCCGGGAGGCCCAGGCUCUCCCCGAGGCGCCUCCUCCCUUCGACGCCCAGAUUCUUCCCGGGGCACAGCCUCCCUUCGACGCCCAGUCUCCCCUUGAUUCUCAGCCUCACCUCAACGGCCAGCCUUCCUGGAAUUUCCAGGCUUCGACAUCAUGGUACUGGAGACAGUCUCCUGGUGUUUUUCCUGGGCACCAGAACGCUCCGGUUAAACAUCCUUAUUUUCCACGAAAAUAUGAUCCAAAGUUCACUGAUGUCAACUUCCCUCCCAGUAGAAAACAGAAAAAAAAGAAAAGAAAGGAACCAGUUUUUCAUUGUUUUUGUGAUACCUGUGAUCGUGGUUUUAAAAAUCAAGAAAAGUAUGAUAAACACAUGUCUGAACAUAUGAAAUGUCCUGAAGUAGAUUGUUCUUUUAGUGCCCAUGAGAAGAUUGUCCAAUUCCAUUGGAGAAAUAUGCAUGCUCCUGGUAUGAAGAAGAUCAAGUUAGACACUCCAGAGGAGAUUGCAAGAUGGAGGGAAGAAAGAAGGAAAAACUACCCAACUCUGGCCAAUAUCGAAAGAAAGAAAAAGUUAAAACUUGAAAAGGAAAAGAGAGGAGCAGUUUUGACAACGACACAGUAUGGCAAGAUGAAGGGGAUGUCCAGACAUUCACAGAUGGCAAAGAUCAGAAGUCCUGGCAGGCAUCACAAGUGGAAAAAUGACCGUGUUGGACAGAAAGCAGCCAUUGGAUCUGGCAAUUGCUUGCGUGAUUCGAAGCCUGAAGAUCCACCUGAGGCAAAUGCAGACCCUCUGGGUGUUUUGGUAAACACUGAUUCUGAGUCUGAUAAAGAGGAGAAACCACCACGUACUGUUAUACCCAAGGAAGUGACACCAGCCCUGUGCUCACUAAUGAGCAGCUAUGGCAACCUCUCAGGGUCAGAGAGUGAGCCAGAAGAAACUCCCAUUAAGACUGAAGCAGACCUUCUGGUGGAGGAUGAGGUUCUUCAUAGCAAUACUCCUAAGAGACCAAGUCCCAGUGUUAAAGUGACUGCUAGAAAGUAUGAGAGCAAAAAGAAAAGUUUUAAAAAGACAAACCCUAAGAGAAAAAAAGAUUAUCACAACUAUCAAACGUUAUUUGAACCAAGGACACACCAUCCAUAUCUCCUGGAAAUGCUUUUAGCUCCAGACAUUCGACAUGAAAGAAAUGUGAUUCUGCAGUGUGUUCGGUACAUCAUCAAAAAGGACUUUUUUGGACUUAAUACUAAUUCUCCAAAAACUAAAGAUGUAUAAGUAUUUGAUGUUUCAGCACUCAUGUGAAAUAGUCCCAUCUUAACGUUAGUGGAGGAAAACCUUUUUAAAAAACAAAAAACUGGAUUAGUAAUUAAAUUGUAGACCUCAUGGGAUAUUAUGUUGGAUUUUUAAUUCUUUCCUUUGAAUCUAUGCAAAUAAAUACAUAACUGAUUUUUUAAGACUGUGUCUGUAUUGUUGAGGUUGUGCAUAGUAUUUGCUGGCAGAAUUAUAUUUUUUUAUUUAUAUUUAAUUGUAUGUAUUGCUGUCAGGUAAGGAAAUCUGCUCUGGGGACAGUUAAGAAUUGAAGAUUCUGGUUUAGUAGUAAAGAAAAAAGUUUUAAAAAAAUGUUACAUUCAGCUGAGCAAAAGUGUAGGUUAGGGAGAGAAGUACAGUCAUUUUGUUUUUAAUGCAGGAGAGCAAGAAUCAUUCUUUAACUGUAGCAAGGGGGAUUAUUAUUUUUUUUUUUAAUUUAAAGAUUUUUAUUCAUUUAUUUAAGAGAGAGAGAGAGAGCACAAGUAAGCAGAGCAGCAUCCGGAGGGAGAGGGAGAAUCAGGCUCUCCCCUGAGCAGGGAGCCCGAUGAGGGGCUCGAUCCCAGGACCCUGGGAUCAUGACCUGAGCUGAAGGCAGCCGCUUAACUGACUGAGCCACCCAGGUGCCCUGGGAUUAUUUUAAAAAUAAACCAUAUCAAAUUAAUAUACUCAGAAGGUCUUGAAAUUUAAAAUUUAAAUUUUAAAACUUCCCUGUUUAUUUCAAAGGACAUUUUGAAAUUCACCUAUUGGCACUAAAUAAGUAUUUCAAAUAUUGAAUGUUUGGAAUAUUAAUAUAGAUGGGCCUUUGUGUAUGUUUAGAUUCACUGAAAGUGCUUCUUUUUGGUAUGGUUCAGAAUUGGACCUUUUUAAUUUUUCUGUUGAAAACUAUAUAAAGCAUGUUACUUGGACUUGAUGAAGUCCAUCUAAUUUAUAGUCAAAACAGUAGUUUGUGAAAUAAUAUAAAACCUUAAAACCAGUUUUAAGAUUUAAUUAAAAUUCAUCCUAUGAGCAUAUUAAUUGAACCCUUUUUAAAUGUUUUAAAUAAAUAGAUCUUUUUGAGUCCUUUAAUACCAGAGAUUUUGAUCUUAUGUUCUAGUCACUUGUGCUAGCUAGAGCUGGAGCCCUCCCCUUUUGAUGGGGUUUUUAAAAAUUAGUCUCUUGUAGUUGAAAAAUUGACUUUAUCUGACAUUGUGAUUAUUGAAGUCCAUGAAUCUUGCCUGCAAGAAAAAGGCAAGAAAGCUGAUGGUGGCCCUGAAGAAAGACCUCUUGCUCCUGUAUGUUUGUAAGAUCCUAUCCAGAAUCCUAGAGCACCUGGCAUGUAACACUAUGAUACUACAGACCUGAGAUCAAAAUUCAUAUUUAGGUCAGUGUUUCCCAACUUUGUAACCACCAUACAGACCUUCUUAUUCUGUUUCAUUUUCCGCCUCCAGUGAAUCCCAUGUUUUAGAAAAUUAUCUGUGCAGCAUAUUACUUAAUUCAGUUUAUAUAACACUGUUGAGUGCUUACUUAUGUGCCGCCAUUGUAAGCAUGGAUUGAAAAUAUAAAAAUGAAUGAGGCCUUGCCUGACUUUAAGGAACUCAGUUUAAUUUUUAUAUUAUUCAUAGCUGUGACUCUUACACCAAUUCAUCUCAUCAGGAUGAAGUAACCAGUGUUACAAAACUGGGUUGGUACUCUAAAAUAUAAUUUAGUCUGUAGUUUUAUCGUAGGUUGGCAUGCAAAUUCCAUAGACUUUAAAUACAUAAAGGAAUUCAGACUCCUAGGCUGCUUUCACAGACCCCUGUAACUCCAGGAAUGUUCACAAUCACUGCUUUAAAG